AUGCUCACCACACUAGUGGCCAAGGAGGAAGAGGAGGAAUGGGAAUGGACUGCCGUGGGCCAGGAGUUGAACUCAGGUGGACAGGUCCCUGUUCCCCCGUUACUGCGAGACAAGAAGGCUCACCUGAUCGAGUCGCUAACCUUUCUCAAGAGAUGCCGCGAUAACAAGGACCGAGACCAACUUGACGAGGCUCUCUCUGUUGUGGGUUGUUUUCAUCGCAAAAGGCUGCGAAGAUAUUCUGCAUCGCUCAGUGCACGCUUCCCGGGGGCCCUCCCGACGUCGCACCCGGAGCCGCCCUUCUGCCCGCGAUGCCCUCGCCACGUCCGCGUGGGCACCGACUCCCGAGUGCCCUACCGGGAAUUCUGCCGCUCGUUCGGCUACCCGGUGGCGCUUGCCCGCUCGGCGCCGUGGCCGGGCGACGACGCGGCGCUGCUCGGCUUCUACGAGCUCCGGGGCACGGGCGGCUCGCUGGUGCAGCGGGGCCACGCGACGGGCUGCGCGGCGCGUGGCUACCACCCCGAGACGCUGCUGUUCGACGCCGAGGGUCACCUCGACAGCGUCCUCCUGACGCUCGGCCUCGGCCACGGCGCCGUCACCCGCGUCGCGCUCUUCUCCAGCCACGCGCCGUGCGGGCACGAGGCCCUCGGCUGCGUGUCGCGGAUCCUCGGCUUCCUGGAGGCCCACCCCGGCGUGCGGCUCGAGGUGUACUUCGCGCAGUUCGAGAGCGGAUUCGCGGAGGCGGUCCGGGGCUACCACAGGCCGCCGUACGGCCAACGCGACGGCACCGACGAGGGCGGCUCCCUGCGAGAUCUCGUCGGUCUGAGGCCCCGGGUCACCGUCGCCCCCAUCAGCGGCGGAAUGUGGGGCAAGAUUCUGCGCGACUUCGUGAGCAACGUGCCCCCGCUUGCACUGAUGAACCCCGUGAAUCACUUGCGGGCGAGAGAGGACAGUGAGAAUGCCGCUCGUCUGGCGGGAACCACUGGGGUUUGGCCCCCGUACGUUGACCUAGCACCGGUCCCUUCCAGACAAUACAGAGACCUCGUCUUCGGAGAUUUUGGCCACCAGUUCGAUGACCAACGUGAUCACGACGAACUAACAAAUGCGAGGUCAGAUCAUUAUUUGAGCGAAAAGCGCACGACGGUCAAAAGGCCACGGCGAUUCAAUCCGGACACUCUUCAGUCACCACCGAUGAUGGUCCUUCCACCAAUCUUCAUGCCACUUGAGCAUUCUCCUCCUCCCCCUCCUCCUCCCCCUCCUCCUCCUUCCCAUCCUCUUCCUCCGCCACCAGCCCACUCCUGGGGCUAUUCCCAACCCUGGACACCUCAUUGGUCACAGUCCUGGACCCAGCCCUGGACUCCCCAGCCCUGGACUCCUCAGCCCUGGACUCCUCAGCCCUGGACUCAGGCCUGGGCACAGGCCUGGGCCCAACCUUGGACCCAACCUUUGACCCCGGCCCAGACGUAUCCCUGGCCACAGGCAUGGACUCCGGCUUGGAGGCAGCCGGAGCCACAAGUGGUCCGGCACAUGACGCUGCCGGACUUGCCGCCACCACCGAAGCAGAAGGAGAAGACGAUUCAGGAGAUGCUGCCACCAAACGGGAUCAUCAAGGACUUCACCAUCACGCAGGAGAAACCGGUCAAGCAGAGAGCCGACACGACCGGCAAAAGCGACAAGGGAAAGAAGUCGACGAAGAAAAAGUGAACAGGCUCGUGUGCUCUAAGAUUCUCCGAUGAGAUGAAUAUUCAGCACCUGAAGAAGUUCCCAGCGCAUGCGGCGAAACGUCGGACAUCGUGCCGAAAAAGACACGUGGCACAAACCGAAUACACAUUGUAGCACGCACAAGGUUCGCGCAUCACCAAUGAAACAUUACUUUACAGGUGCUUAUCAAGUACUGACUGGCACGUUGUGAAUUCGUAUAGGGUACAUACACUGUACUCGUAGAGCCAUUUUAUCAAUCCACUGCUGGAUGAGGGCCACUCCACACCAUGAGAGUCGCGGGCACUAUUUGCCCACGUUGUCACCGGAAACAUUUCUGAGCUGUGCAAUGUGGCUGGCAUCACAUCAGAUGUGGCAGGCAUCAGAGGGCAGCGCAGCAAACCCCUUUGUUGCAUUGCACUCCUCUACAUUCUCCAGUCUCGUGCGUCCCACCCUUCACCAGUCCACCCACGGCCGAGCAGCGUGGUGAAGUAUGGUCAAAUAACCCCCGUGACUUUGGCAGCUUGGGGAGGCACUCAUCCAGCCUUGGAGGGACAGAGCUGGACACGCGCACGUACCGCUAUGCACUGCAACGUGCCGUAUCACUCGACGAAUUCAUCAACGCGGUGCUCGGUGCUCGAAACCGGGGAUGACCUAAAGCGAGCUUGACGUGCCGUUGUUCCGCGGUUUCUCUUAUCAGUGGUUAAGAAGAAAAAACUUCAACCACUUCAUGCACUUUAUAUCCACUCGAAAUAUGAGCUGUACGAAAUUUGUAAACGCGCGCCGUGCCCUGUACUCCCAUCUAUUUAUUUAAAUGACCCAAAUGGCUAAGAGGCGGCCGGUCGGUCGGUCCCGUCAGUGAUACAUUUGACGAGGCUCUUGCCAUGAUGGAGCUUCUUGUGCAAUGCACACGAGCCGCUUGCAUUGGCCGAUUCCGACACACGUCCUUUGUGCUAAUCGUACAGCGAGACCGAUUAUUGUUUUCAUCAUUAUUAUUAUUACAUUGCUAUAAUGUGCAUAGAGUGUCAAUAAAUGACGCAGCGGGUGA
This is a messenger RNA of Lethenteron reissneri (Far Eastern brook lamprey), 2743 nucleotides long. RefSeq names its product apolipoprotein B mRNA editing enzyme catalytic polypeptide like 4 (gene APOBEC4). Lineage: Eukaryota; Metazoa; Chordata; Hyperoartia; Petromyzontiformes; Petromyzontidae. The record is from RefSeq and is a predicted model, not a curated record. Gene Ontology annotation, molecular function: zinc ion binding; hydrolase activity, acting on carbon-nitrogen (but not peptide) bonds, in cyclic amidines.